This is a messenger RNA of Daphnia magna, 1645 nucleotides long. RefSeq names its product adenosine kinase-like. The coding region runs from base 141 to 1370 and encodes 409 amino acids. NCBI's taxonomy places the organism in Eukaryota, Metazoa, Arthropoda, Branchiopoda, Diplostraca, Daphniidae. Gene Ontology annotation, biological process: purine ribonucleoside salvage. Gene Ontology annotation, cellular component: cytosol; nucleus. The record is from RefSeq and is a predicted model, not a curated record. Gene Ontology annotation, molecular function: adenosine kinase activity. The transcript is spliced from 7 exons.
GCUUGUUACCAAACAUGAGAACUAGAUGAGUGACCUCACUGUUCUAAUAAUUGACUCCACCGUAAUUUCGCAUUCUAAUCCAUAACUUGGCCUUCAACAAUCGUCUUAAACAUUCUUUCUUUAUGCUUUAACGAUUAUUAAUGGAAUAUCUGAGGUUUGGUGAGAUUCUUAUUUUGUACUGCUUGAAUCGCUUUAUGGUGGCCAUGGCGGUAGUCUCUGAAGAUCUCAAAGAAAUGCCGAGCGGUCCAAUAAUCGGCAAUGGCCAUGACGCAGAGAGCAGCAGACCUGUGGCUGUGGUUGCCUUUUGUAACGCAUUAUUAGAUAUGUCGAUAUCAGUUGCGGAUGAUUCAUUGAUAAAGAAAUAUGGAUUGCCCUGUGAUGCGCAGAUCGAAAUAACAAGCGAACAACAGAGCCUUUUCUCGGAAGUCCUUCACAAUUACCCAGUUGAAUACGUGGCAGGUGGCAGCGCACAAAAUACGUUGCGAAUUCUUUGCCGACUCGUCAACAACAAAUGGCCGUCUUACGUGGUUGCUAAAAUUGCCAACGAUCCCGUCGGCAUCAUCCUUCAAAAGUUAUUAGCUCAAGAUGGCGUUCAAACUCGAUACGUCUUCGAUGAAAACUUGCCGACGGGCUGUUGCGUUGCUAUUGUCCGGCCGGACGGCACGCGUUGCCUGGCCGCCAAUAUCGGCGCAGCUCGUGAAUUCAGUAUGGAGAAUUUGGAGAGCAUUAACGACGUCACGGACUUGAUAGAUCGGGCCAGAGUUCUCUAUAUCGAAGGAUUCUUUGCUAGCCACAGUCCCGACGUUGCUAUGGCGGCCCUAAUCCGCGGCCAUUCUCGAUGUGGGCUCGUCCGACUCUUUAGCCUUUCGGCCCAAUAUAUCUGCCUGCAGUCUCAUAGUCUUUUAAGACGGUUUCUUUCCUACUCCAACCUCGUCGUUGGUAACGAAGACGAAUUCCGUGCAUUGGCCCAAUGUGCCGGCCUGGUUAAUCACAACGAGCCCAUAGCCAGCGUGGCUCGCAAAAUUGCCGACUUGGAAUAUAUUUCACCUGUGAAUCAAGUCCAAUCUUGUCUUCUCACCGAUUUUCAAGGGUCGGCUGAUUGGGAUUGGUCUAAACUGAACGAACGAUUGGUUGUUGUGACUUGCGGAGCUUCGGGAGUCGUUUGCGCUACGUCGUCCGAUUCUUGGGAAUUCGCGGCUGUAAAACUUCAGCCGGAAGAAAUCAAAGACACAACCGGAGCUGGUGAUGCGUUUUUAGCUGGUUUUCUUUCACAACUUCUCGUCUCACGUCCACUCGAUGUUUGCGUCGCUACCGGCCAACAAACAGCUCGUAUCGUCAUUACUCAAGUCGGUUGUCAACUCCCUCUUUGAAUUUCUAUUUUUAGAACAAUUCAAAUUUUUUCAGUAUUUCUAUUUCCAAUAGUUUGAAUGUGUUUAUAGGUCCCCUUUAGAGAAUAUUGCAUCUAUUGAUAUUAACUUUAAACCCAUAGCUAAAUAAAUUUCCUGAUGCAAUAAUGCAAGAAAGAAUAUUUAGUGAUUGAAUAUUUAUCACUAUUUCUUUUCUUGAAAUGUUGCCGAAUUCGCCCUGUACCCAAUAGCACCAUAUCUUGCAAGUCAGCUCUUAUACAAGCUUUUCUUUUUUCUGA